AUGGCUGCUGUUCCGCACCGCCAGCCGGAGCAGGCCAUUGAUGAGUCUGACUUCAUCGAGGAUCACAAUGAGCACCACCAGGACUCAGUCCACCGCCGUCUGCGGGCCAACUCGACCAUCAUGCACUUCCAAAAGAUCCUAGUCGCCAACCGUGGUGAAAUCCCCAUCCGUAUCUUCCGUACCGCACAUGAACUGUCCCUCCAGACGGUCGCUGUCUUCUCACACGAAGAUCGUCUCUCAAUGCAUCGCCAAAAGGCUGAUGAGGCUUACAUGAUCGGCCACCGGGGCCAAUAUACCCCCGUGGGUGCCUAUUUGGCUGGUGAUGAGAUCAUCAAGAUCGCCCUGGAGCACGGCGUCCACCUGAUCCACCCCGGCUACGGUUUCCUGUCAGAGAACGCCGAGUUCGCCCGGAACGUCGAGAAGGCUGGCAUUGUCUUCGUGGGACCUACCGCUGAAACCAUCGAUGCCCUUGGUGACAAGGUUUCUGCUCGCCGCGCCGCUAUCAAGUGCAAUGUCCCCGUUGUCCCCGGAACUCCGGGCCCCGUCGAGCGCUUUGAAGAGGUCAAGUCCUUCACUGAUGAAUUUGGCUUCCCCAUCAUUAUUAAGGCUGCCUUUGGUGGUGGUGGCCGUGGUAUGCGUGUUGUCCGUGCCCAAUCCGAGCUGCGUGACGCUUUCGAGCGUGCUACCUCCGAGGCCCGCACCGCCUUCGGUAACGGUACCGUCUUCGUCGAGCGUUUCCUUGACCAGCCUAAGCACAUCGAGGUUCAGCUUCUCGGUGAUAACCAGGGCAAUGUUGUCCACCUCUUCGAGCGUGAUUGCUCCGUCCAGCGUCGCCACCAGAAGGUCGUUGAGAUUGCUCCUGCCAAGGACCUUCCCACCGAUGUUCGUGAUAAGAUUUUGUCCGAUGCCGUGAAGCUGGCCAAGUCAGUUCGGUACCGCAACGCUGGUACCGCUGAGUUCCUUGUCUGCGGCAAUGAGCACUACUUCAUCGAGAUCAACCCCAGAAUUCAAGUCGAGCACACUAUUACCGAGGAAAUCACCGGUAUCGAUAUCGUGGCCGCUCAGAUCCAGAUCGCUGCUGGUGCAACCCUUGAACAACUUGGCCUUACCCAGGACCGCAUCUCUACUCGCGGUUUCGCCAUUCAGUGCCGUAUCACUACUGAGGAUCCCGCCAAGGGCUUCUCCCCCGACACUGGUAAGAUCGAGGUCUACCGCUCUGCUGGUGGCAAUGGAAUCCGUCUGGACGGUGGUAACGGCUUUGCUGGUGCCAUUAUCUCUCCCCACUACGAUUCUAUGCUGGUCAAGUGCACUUGCCGUGGCUCGACCUACGAGAUCGUCCGCCGCAAGAUGCUGCGUGCUCUGGUUGAGUUCCGUAUCCGUGGUGUCAAGACCAACAUUCCUUUCCUUGCGUCACUCCUGAGCCACCCCGUAUUCAUCGAUGGUACUUGCUGGACUACAUUCAUUGAUGACACCCCCGAGCUGUUUGCCCUCGUCGGCAGCCAGAACCGUGCCCAGAAGCUGCUCGCUUACCUGGGUGACGUUGCUGUCAACGGUAGCAGCAUCAAGGGCCAGAUCGGCGAGCCCAAGUUCAAGGGCGAUAUCAUCCGGCCCGUUCUCAAUGAUGCUGCGGGCAAGCCCAUUGACCUCUCCAAGCCUUGCACUACCGGCUGGAAGCAGAUCCUGGACCGCGAAGGUCCCGAGGGCUUCGCUCGCGCUGUGCGCGCCAACAAGGGCUGCUUGAUCAUGGACACCACCUGGCGUGAUGCCCACCAGUCGUUGCUUGCCACCCGUGUGCGAACAAUUGAUAUGCUGAACAUCGCCGCUGAGACCAGUCACGCAUUGAGCAACGCUUACUCCCUCGAGUGCUGGGGUGGAGCCACCUUCGAUGUCGCUAUGCGCUUCCUCUACGAGGAUCCUUGGGACAGACUUCGCAAGAUGCGCAAGGCCGUCCCCAACAUUCCCUUCCAGAUGCUGCUGCGUGGCGCCAACGGCGUUGCCUACUCUUCCCUUCCCGAUAACGCCAUCUACCACUUCUGUAAGCAGGCCAAGAAGUACGGUGUCGAUAUCUUCCGUGUCUUCGAUGCCCUGAACGAUCUUGACCAGCUCGAGGUUGGUGUUAAGGCGGUCCACGAAGCCGGUGGUGUUGUUGAGGCCACCAUGUGCUACAGUGGUGACAUGCUGAACCCCAAGAAGAAGUACAGCUUGGAGUACUACCUGGGUCUGGUGGACAAGAUCGUCGCGAUGCGUCCCCACGUUCUUGGAAUCAAGGAUAUGGCUGGUGUGCUCAAGCCCCAGGCUGCCCGUUUGCUGAUCGGUUCCAUUCGCAAGCGCUACCCCGAUCUCCCCAUCCACGUUCACACUCACGACUCCGCCGGAACCGGUGUCGCCUCUAUGAUUGCCUGUGCCGAGGCCGGUGCCGAUGCCGUAGACGCCGCUACCGACAGUCUGUCUGGUAUGACCUCGCAGCCCAGCAUUGGUGCUCUCCUUGCUUCCCUGCAGGGUACCGAGCACGACCCCAAGCUGGACCUGUCUCACGUCCGCGCUAUCGACAGCUACUGGGCUCAGCUUCGUCUGCUCUACUCUCCCUUCGAGGCUGGUCUGACCGGCCCCGACCCCGAGGUCUACGAGCACGAGAUCCCCGGUGGCCAGCUGACCAACCUGAUCUUCCAGGCCAGCCAGUUGGGUCUCGGACAGCAGUGGGCUGAGACCAAGAAGGCGUACGAGGUGGCCAACGAGUUGCUGGGCGACAUCGUCAAGGUCACUCCCUCCUCCAAGGUCUGUGGUGACUUCGCCUCCUGGAUCGUCAGCAACAAGCUGUCCGCUCAGGACGUGCUGGACCGUGCCGAUCAACUCGACUUCCCCGGAUCAGUCUUGGAGUUCUUCGAGGGUCUGAUGGGCCAGCCCUACGGUGGCUUCCCCGAGCCCCUGCGUACCAAGGCCCUGCGCGGCCGUCGCAAGCUCGACAAGCGCCCCGGUCUGUACCUGGAGCCCAUGGAUCUCAUCAAGAUCAAGAACGAUAUUCGCGAGAAGUUCGGCGCCGCCACCGAGUGUGACGUCGCCAGUUACGCCAUGUACCCCAAGGUGUUCGAGGACUACCGCAAUUUCGUGGCCAAGUUCGGUGAUCUGUCCGUUCUGCCGACGCGCUACUUCCUUGCCCGGCCCGAGAUCGGCGAGGAGUUCCACGUCGAGCUGGAGAAGGGUAAGGUCCUGAUCCUGAAGUUGCUUGCCAUCGGUCCUCUUUCCGAGCAGACCGGUCAGCGUGAGGUCUUCUACGAGGUCAACGGCGAAGUCCGCCAGGUCAGUGUCGAUGACCAGAAGGCCUCGAUCGAGAACCUCGCCCGCCCCAAGGCCGAGCCCACAGACAGCAGCCAGGUCGGUGCUCCCAUGAGCGGUGUCGUGGUUGAGAUCCGCAUCCACGAUGGCCACGAGGUCUUGAAGGGUGAUCCUAUUGCGGUGUUGAGCGCCAUGAAGAUGGAAAUGGUGAUCUCUGCCCCGCACAGCGGAAAGGUGUCUGGCCUCCAGGUCAAGGAGGGUGACUCCGUCGAUGGCCAGGAUCUGAUCUGCAGGAUCAGCAAGGCGUAA
Molecule: messenger RNA, 3582 nt
Organism: Penicillium concentricum
Lineage: Eukaryota; Fungi; Ascomycota; Eurotiomycetes; Eurotiales; Aspergillaceae
Product: pyruvate carboxylase
Exons: 2
Coding region: 1-3582 (1193 amino acids)
Biological process (GO): pyruvate metabolic process; gluconeogenesis
Cellular component (GO): cytoplasm
Molecular function (GO): metal ion binding; pyruvate carboxylase activity; ATP binding
Source: RefSeq, a predicted model, not a curated record